This is a messenger RNA of Lolium perenne, 772 nucleotides long. RefSeq lists its product as uncharacterized. The record is from RefSeq and is a predicted model, not a curated record. Lineage: Eukaryota; Viridiplantae; Streptophyta; Magnoliopsida; Poales; Poaceae.
UAGUGGUGCCCUCAAGAUUUAAGGGACACUCAUCAGAUCGCCAGGUCCAAGAGAGAAGUCACUCGAAAACCGAAACCCUAACAAUACUUCCCCUCGCCGCCGCCGGUAGCAAGCAUGGUCGGGAUGGCCCGCGCCAACCGUGGUUUUUUCUCUGGAAUGCCCAAGCCCAUUGAUAGUAGGUUUCUCAGGUUCGUCAACCACAUUGGCCUUGAGGAAGUCUCCAAGAUAUUCUCUGACAGUGUUGAUUUGGAUGAGACGAGGAAGGCCUUUGCGAAGAUGGUCAGCGAUUUCAAUAGCAAGCCUCUGGUGGUAGACGGGUACGACGAGGAGCAUCAGGAUCUAGAAGACGAAGACAUGGACGAGAGCGACAGCGAGGAGGAGGAGGAGGAUGAGGCAGACGGGAAGGCAUGCGAGCUGUUUGGUGAUACAAAGAGAGCUAGACUUCAGAAAACAGUACGGGCUCCUAUUGAAGAUGAACAAGAACCAAAGAAGCCAAGAAUAGCAGAAGGUCCAUGCGUCCAAGGAAACAAAACUGAAGCUGCAGGGAUAAAGGAUUCCUCUCAGCAGGAUGAGGAAACAAACAGGGAACAGCAGAUUAACAGUUACUGCAUCACAACUGGCUCCAUUUCACUUCAGUGACACGUGAAUGCUGCAAUUUGGAAUAAUAGCUAGUAUCGUGGAUCUUUGUCUAUGCAGCUUACUUAUGUAGUAUUUUGUGCUAUCUGAAUAAUGAGUAAAUUGUUUUGUGCUUUAUAAUGUCGUGGAUGCCUAA